AUGCCUCACGCCAUCCCGCGGGAGCAUUCCUUCACCUUCUACGCCCCCGGCCCUCAGCCAUCCUCCAAGCUGGACACUACCAUGCAGCUUCCAUAUCCAAGGAUGGCCAACGCCUGCGAUCACGACCCCCUCCGCACAGCCUCUCGAGCUCCCCUCACGCCUCCAGAUCUUCCUGGCUCAGCACUACGGGUCGUCUCGCUCCCAACCAACCAGGGCUCCGGCAACCAAUAUGGCUACCAACUACCCGCAAUUGGCAACUCGAGAUCAGCAGCUGCUCCAAGAAGCCCCAGCCCGCAACGGCAGCAACAACAGACGCACGAAACGUCACAAACACCAAAGAAGAAGUGGUCAAUAUCUCCAAAUCUACGCAUCCCACCAACCAUCAACACACCACAAGAAGGCCUUCCUCAACUGGCAGCAGAGAUUACCUGUCUUUUCUGGUUCGAGAGUUCAGCAACCCUGAAACAAGUCGUUGACACAACCUCACCUCGCCAGCCCAUGCAGCCUCUGGUCCCAGAUGCACACCCUACAACUGGCUUCAGGAAAUGGGUAGCCACCAUUCUGACGACAACCCAGGUAGCACAGAAUGUCAUUCUUCUUGCUCUCCUCUUCAUCUACAGGCUGAAGCAGACCAACCCAACUGUCAAGGGAAAGCCCGGCAGCGAAUACCGUCUUCUCACCGUAGCGCUUAUGCUGGGAAACAAGUUUCUCGAUGACAACACGUAUACGAACAAGACAUGGGCCGAAGUAUCAGGCAUCUCAGUACAAGAGGUUCACAUCAUGGAAGUUGAAUUCCUCAGCAACAUGCGCUACAGCCUUUUCACCUCAAAGGAAAAGUGGAACGAGUGGCACGGUAUUCUGGGCAAGUUUGGCACCUUCUUUGACCAGGCCUCCAAGAUACCCGCAUCCGGCGCCGUCAGCCCAGUCGGUCCCCAGAACAUGCUCGGCGUUCCUUCAAACGUGGUCCCCUCGCCGCCCACUCAGCAACAAGCGUCUCCGCAAGCCUCAAUGUACUCCCCGAGCCACAUUGCACUCUCCAAGACACCGCUGUUGCAACCACAGGCUACCUCUACUAACGUUUCUCCGAUUGGUGCUCUUCCGGAGCUGGGUUCGAUCCAACGCAAACGCAGUGCAGACUACACCAACGAACCACCAGCGAAGCGACAGGCUCACGGAUUCGCCCCUGGACCCUACAGCAACGCUCCUCCAAUCCCCACACUACAGACGCCCAUUAACCGAUCGUUUGAACCGCCACCAUCUGUGAACCGCCUGCCGCCUCUGCCGAGCCUCUCGAUCCCUCCACCUCAGCAAGUACCGCCUACCCAAGCAAAGACCUGGUCUGAGCUCCCCUUGCCUGUACCUGGCGGCCGGUCCAUGGCCAUGGUAUACCCACCACCGGUCCAAUGGCCACAGCCCAGUAGCACUCCUACAAGCUCGGCCCCUCCUGCUUUCCCUCACAGCUACACACCCUCUGCCGAGCAGCCUCGUCAGGUGAGCCCAUAUUCACAGUCUGCAGGGUCGUCACCUGUGAGUACGUCGUAUGCUGCAACUGGUUCUCGUCAACUGUCGCCCUCGCACUUUCUCAAUCAGCGACAGUCGCCUUAUCGACCGGUCCGUGGUGUACAUACUCUGCUUGUCCCACCUCCCCAAACAUCGAUCCACAACCCCGCGCGCAAUAUUGCAUACGAUCAAAUGCAGUACCAGCCACUGGGUCGGCCCAUGACUGAUCGUCGGUCGGGCUUGCUGCCCUACAUGGACCGUAGUGCUUGGCCCGAAACGAACCAGUUCAACCAACUCCCCAUCCCCCAACAACCUAUUUUCAGGUAAAUGGGUCAUUACAUCAUCUUCGUGUAUCAACUCUCGACUAGCCUCCUUUCGGCUACAUUUGCAUUGCUUUUUGGUCCGGUGGACACUGAUAUCUGUUGCGUUCAAGCGUGCAUUAUACUACUGGGAGGCUCUUUGUUGGCCAUUUGAUUUGGUCAAAGUUUUUUUUCUUACUGCAUCAUAGCAUUCAUAGGCGUUAUUGGUUGCAUUCUACCAAACCCGUCGUAGCUUGACGGGUUACAGACGAUGAAAUUUUCAUGACUGGCGUUUUACGGCUGGCAACAGUGCUGGGCUGGAUUAUGAUCAUUCAAGGUGGAAUAGCUGCCAUCAAAAAACAGUAGUGUAUUGUCUCCGAUGAGCAGAUAAUUGAAAAAAUUACCUUAGCUCGACGAUCCAAAAUGCCGGGUGACGUGACGAAGCUCAUUUCUUGUGUUUUUCCUAAAUCCUACUUUCCCGUAGUUCAU
Molecule: messenger RNA, 2288 nt
Organism: Bipolaris maydis ATCC 48331
Lineage: Eukaryota; Fungi; Ascomycota; Dothideomycetes; Pleosporales; Pleosporaceae
Product: cyclin pho80-like protein
Biological process (GO): regulation of cyclin-dependent protein serine/threonine kinase activity; mRNA splicing, via spliceosome
Cellular component (GO): U2-type spliceosomal complex
Molecular function (GO): RNA binding; protein kinase binding
Source: RefSeq, a predicted model, not a curated record